GAAAGGCGCAGUUAUUUAGUAGAAUCGUAUAAUAUUUCAUAGUCGCCAAAAAAUUAUACUUAUAAGAAAAUUAUUAUUAUCUUGGAUUAACAACGUAAAAAUCUAAUCCAAGUAAUCUAAUUGUAAAUCUUCAGGAAGGAUCUAUGUUGGAUGUCAACAAAAAUACUAAAGAAAUAAUUGAAAUACGCGCACGAUUUUAGUUCUACUAUUCGCCAGAGAAUAGUUCCAACCAGACACUUUUAUAACGUACAAGAAUUACGUUCGUUCAUUCGCUUAUCGUCGCGUGUGCUGUGUCACUAAAGGAAAGUUUCUUUUAUGCCCGACAAGUUUUUCACUCAAUUGUUUAGAGAUCAUCGAUUUUACUUGCGAGGGUGAAAUCAUAUUGGAUGAGAAGAUCACAAAGUUGAAGCACCGAACGAACACAAGGAUGAACGGUCAUUUGGAAAUUUCAAAUUUACGACUUAAGAAAAGUGAAAAAAAAAGAGCGAUAGAUGAAGAAACUGUUGCUGAAAUACGAAUACGAAUGCAAGAAAUUUCGGAAAGCAUUAUUGAACAAGUCAAUGAUCGUAUUAACGAUAUGAUAUCAGAAGUAUUAAACAAAACUAAUCGUGAAAGAUCAUUACAAAUGUCAGAUAAUUUGAGUGAUAAAUACUGUGAUAAAAGAAAAUUAUCAAAGGAAAGUAUCUUACCGGAAAAACAAUUUUCUGAAAGAAAUUCAUUAUUAACUGAUCUUUUUAACACCAACAAACAUGUGCGGACGGUAUAUAAUAUAUUUACAACGAUACUAAUAUUACUUUUUAUGAAUACUAUUACAUACGAUAUUAUGGAUGGUGGAUCAAUAAAUGUCGGAAUGAAUAUUAUAAUAUGGAGUUUCGGAAAAUUUUCAAGAGUCCUUUAUAUUUGGUCUUUAAUGACAUUAACGACACUUGGAAUUUACAUUCCGUUCUAUAUUUGGGCACACAAACGUCUUCAUUUUUUACCAUUAUCAACUGCUUUAAAAGUAUGGGACUAUGGAUGGAUAGCGGGGCUUGUAUUAUAUUUGCUCAUUUUCAUCGUUCUUCCAGCUAAAGCAAUAGUAGAUGAGGGACUACCAGUAGCUUCUAGCACUGUAAUUCUUACAGAACAGGUUCGUAUGUUAAUGAAAUGUUACGCUUUCAUAAGGAGUACGGCACCAAAAUUUCUUAAAUACAAAAUACACGCGGAAAUGGAAAAGCCAGUAAUGCCAGAUUUUUCGAAGUAUCUAUAUUUCUUCUUCGCUCCAACGUUAAUCUAUAGAGAUAAUUAUCCUAGGACAAAAAGUAUUCGAUGGAAGUUUGUUCUCUGGCAUUAUGUAGAAGUUUUGUUGAUAAUAUUUUACAUGGCUUUCAUAUGUAAACGCUUCUUUUAUCCGAUAUAUGGAAAACAUGGAGUUAAACCUAUAAGAAGGGAACAAUUGUUUCUCAAUAUAAUCAACACGUCCAUGCCUGGAAUUCUUUUCUUCCUUUGUGGAUUUUAUUGUCUUUUACACGCUUGGUUAAACGCUUGCGCUGAAGUAUUGCGUUUUGCCGAUCGAUUGUUUUACAAGGACUGGUGGAAUUCAUCAUCUUAUAGCGUUUACUACAGAACAUGGAACGUCGUCGUGCACGAUUGGCUUUACGCCUACGUAUACAAAGAUGUGGUUGAGAUCUUAACGAACCAAAAUAGGUUUAUCGCAACUUGCUCCGUAUUUUGCAUAUCCGCAUUCGUUCAUGAAUAUAUAAUGUGUUUUGCUUUCCAAUUUUUUUGUCCCGGAAUGAUACUUUUGUUUGGUUUCAUAGGCUGCCCGUUGACUUUUAUCACAAGAAAAGCUGGCAAUAUAUUUCUAUGGUUUACCCUUAUUUUAGGUAACGGUGUAAUGUGCAGUAUGUAUGCUAUGGAAUUCUUUGGAAGACAAAAUUGUGUUGAGUAUCCUGAUAAAUUCUUGAAUUUCAUUUUACCGAGAAUUUGGUAUUGUAACCCUAUAUCCCAAUGAACAUUAAAUAAGAUAUACAUUAGUAAUAUUAAAAGAAUCACUUUUUGAAUGCACUGUCUCUUGUAAUAUAUUCGUUAAAACAUACAUGUAUUUUGUGAAAACAUUCACUUUUUUGUUUUUAUUUGCAUUUGAACCAUCGUAUAUAUUGCCGCAAUUUUGAAAAAACUUUAUUCAGAUUUUAUAAUUAUUCUCCAAUGAAAGAAACAAACUUGUGAGAAACGAAUGAUUUUGUUCUUUUUUUUUUUCGGUAACAGAAAUAGCAGGUUUCUAUUUUAAAUAUAAAAUUUUAAAUAUUUAUUUUUUAAUUCUUCUAUCUAAAUUCUAGUCCCCUGUAAAUUUUUUUAGUACACCCCACAACAAAAUGUUCAUAAAAUCAUAAAUAAAUAUUUUAUUGACUGAUCGCUAAUCAUAAUAUUAUAUAUCUUUUUUCAUGUCGUAAAUCAGUUUACAAUUUAUUAAAUAUAUUGAAAGAAAUAUGGAAAAAAAUACUAUCAUCUUUCAUAUGUUUAUUUACAAUGUUGACAUUCACAAAUAUAUUAUAUAUUCACUCGACAUUUUAUUUUAAUAUAAUCUAUUCGGUAAAUAUAUGAUGUAAACAAUUCCUAAUGGACUCAUAAAUAAAUUAUUCUGUUGUUAUCAUUAUCA
This is a messenger RNA of Vespa velutina, 2635 nucleotides long. RefSeq names its product sterol O-acyltransferase 1. The record is from RefSeq and is a predicted model, not a curated record. Lineage: Eukaryota; Metazoa; Arthropoda; Insecta; Hymenoptera; Vespidae. The transcript is spliced from 9 exons. The coding region runs from base 428 to 1990 and encodes 520 amino acids. Gene Ontology annotation, cellular component: endoplasmic reticulum membrane. Gene Ontology annotation, biological process: cholesterol metabolic process.